CCCAGUCCAAACCCCAAACAUUUUCUUCUCCAGCGCGCACCCAAAAAAAAAAUAAAAAAAAAUCCUCCACCUCCAGCUCCGCUUCAUUACUCCUCGCCUCUUCCGCGCCGGGAAGGAGUUUAAAUCCGCCCCCAAACCCUACCCGCCUCCCUCCCAUCCCUGCCUCCCCUCACCCAAUCCAAUCCUCUGCUCGCCUUGUUCUCCUCCCGGCGGCGGCGUGGUUUGUGCGCGCACACCAGGUGUUCGACGGGAGUCCUCGCCGGCGCGGAAGAUGUACGUCGUCAAACGGGACGGCCGCCAGGAGACGGUGCACUUCGACAAGAUCACGGCGCGCCUCAAGAAGCUCAGCUACGGCCUCAGCCAGGACCACUGCGACCCCGUCCUCGUCGCGCAGAAGGUCUGCGCGGGGGUCUACAAGGGCGUCACCACUAGCCAGCUCGAUGAGCUCGCCGCCGAGACCGCCGCGGCCAUGACCGCGUCCCACCCCGACUACGCCUCGCUGGCGGCGAGGAUUGCUGUGUCGAACCUGCACAAGAACACAAAGAAGUCCUUCUCGGAGACGAUUAAGGACAUGUACAUGCACUUCAACGAGAGAUCUGGGCUGAUGGCACCUCUAGUCGCUGAAGAUGUUUAUGAAAUCAUCAUGAAGAAUGCUGCUCGCUUGGACAGCGAGAUAAUUUAUGAUAGGGAUUUCGACUAUGAUUACUUUGGCUUCAAAACUCUGGAGAGGUCUUACCUCUUGAAGCUUGGUGGGAAGGUUGUCGAAAGGCCACAGCACAUGCUCAUGAGGGUGUCAGUGGGUAUACACAAGGAAGACAUUGAGUCUGCCAUCAGGACGUACCAUCUGAUGUCCCAGCGCUGGUUUACACAUGCUUCACCUACCCUUUUCAACGCUGGCACACCGAGGCCCCAAUUAAGCAGCUGUUUUCUUAUAUGCAUGAAAGAUGACAGCAUUGAGGGAAUCUAUGAAACCCUGAAGGAGUGUGCUGUAAUAAGCAAAUCUGCUGGAGGAAUUGGUGUCUCAGUUCAUAAUAUCCGUGCUACUGGGAGUUAUAUUCGAGGAACAAAUGGAACAUCGAAUGGAAUUGUUCCUAUGUUACGCGUCUUUAAUGAUACUGCUCGCUAUGUUGAUCAGGGUGGUGGCAAAAGAAAGGGUGCUUUUGCUGUAUACUUGGAGCCUUGGCAUGCUGAUAUUUUUGAGUUCCUUGAUCUGAGAAAGAACCAUGGGAAGGAGGAAAAUCGUGCAAGGGAUCUUUUCUAUGCGCUAUGGGUUCCUGAUCUAUUCAUGCAAAGAGUCCAGAAUAAUGGAGAAUGGUCAUUAUUUUGCCCUAAUGAAGCUCCAGGGUUGGCUGAUUGCUGGGGUGAGGAGUUUGAUAAUUUGUACAAGAAAUAUGAGAGCCAAGGCAAGGCAAAGAAAGUUGUUCCAGCACAGACCCUCUGGUUUGACAUUUUGAAGGCACAAAUAGAGACCGGUACACCAUAUAUGCUUUACAAGGAUACUUGCAAUAGGAAAAGUAAUCAGCAGAAUCUGGGCACAAUUAAAUCGUCAAACUUGUGCACUGAGAUAAUUGAAUUUACAAGCCCUAAUGAAACUGCUGUCUGCAACCUAGCAUCUAUUGCUUUACCUCGUUUUGUCCGGGAAAAGGGUGUUCCUUUAGAGUCCCAUCCAUCUAAGCUUGUGGGUAGCAGUGAUUCAAAAAAUAGAUAUUUUGAUUUUGAGAAGCUAGCUGAGGUUACCUCAACUGUUACUUACAAUCUUAACAAAAUUAUCGAUAUUAACUACUAUCCUGUUGAGACAGCAAAGAGAUCAAAUAUGCGGCACCGGCCAAUUGGUAUAGGUGUUCAAGGCCUGGCAGAUACUUUCAUAUUACUGGGCAUGCCAUUUGAUUCACCAGAGGCUCAACAGUUGAACAAGGAUAUAUUUGAAACUAUCUACUAUCAUUCUCUGAAAGCUUCUGCUGAACUUGCUGCUAAAGAAGGUCCCUAUGAAACAUAUGAAGGGAGCCCUGUCAGCAAGGGCAUUCUCCAACCUGACAUGUGGGAUGUAGUGCCAUCUAACAGAUGGAACUGGCCAUCUCUAAGGGAGACCAUUUCUAAAGUUGGGAUAAGAAAUUCUCUUCUUGUUGCUCCAAUGCCCACUGCUUCCACUAGUCAGAUUCUUGGCAACAAUGAGUGCUUUGAACCCUACACGUCUAAUAUAUACAGCCGACGGGUUCUAAGUGGGGAAUUUGUUGUGGUUAACAAGCAUCUUCUUCAUGAUCUGACUGAAAUGGGCAUUUGGACUCCUACUCUGAAAAACCAGAUAAUAUAUGAUGAUGGUUCUGUCCAAAAGAUAGCAGAAAUACCAGAUGAUCUUAAAGCAAUCUACAAGACUGUCUGGGAGAUCAAGCAGAAAACUUUAGUUGAUAUGGCGGUUGACCGUGGAUGCUAUAUUGACCAGAGCCAGAGCCUCAAUGUCCACAUGGAGCAAGCAAACUUUGGGAAGCUAACAUCACUUCACUUCCAUGCUUGGUCCAAGGGCCUGAAAACUGGAAUGUACUAUCUACGCACACGAGCUGCUGCUGAUGCGAUCAAGUUUACAGUUGAUACCACACUUCUAAAGGAGAAUGGGAAUGUGGUGAGUAAUGGAAAGCCCACAGAGGAAGACGUAGAAGCUAAAAUGGCACAAAUGGUCUGUUCUUUGAACAACCGGGAAGAGUGCAUGGCGUGUGGAAGCUAGACUGGAGCUCCAUCUGGAGUUCUGGACACCGCACUUCCUUAUUUGUGACCACAACAUUAUAUACCACCGGCUGAUUAUUGGAGCUCAAUAACCAUAGCGAAUUCUGUGAUGUAGGUUGAAUUAAAAAUUCCCAUAAUGGGAAAUAUCUUGUUCCCUGGAUACAGCUACGGAUCUCUGGUUUGUAUUGCUCUACUGAGAUUUAUGCUGCCGGCCUGCAGCCAAUGUAUAUAUCUACUUCUAUCAACGACAUUGCCCUAUUGGUGUGUGCUGUCUGCUGUGUGAACUGUGCAAUAUUCUUUGCAUAUGGUCGAGUUUAUCAUCACAAACAAUUGGCUCGAGCAAGAAAUAAUUCACGUUUUCCAUGGUGGGAGACCAUGCUUGUUA
Molecule: messenger RNA, 3103 nt
Organism: Sorghum bicolor (sorghum)
Lineage: Eukaryota; Viridiplantae; Streptophyta; Magnoliopsida; Poales; Poaceae
Product: ribonucleoside-diphosphate reductase large subunit
Exons: 17
Coding region: 272-2719 (815 amino acids)
Biological process (GO): deoxyribonucleotide biosynthetic process; DNA replication
Cellular component (GO): ribonucleoside-diphosphate reductase complex
Molecular function (GO): ribonucleoside-diphosphate reductase activity, thioredoxin disulfide as acceptor; ATP binding
Source: RefSeq, a predicted model, not a curated record